GUUUAUGUGUCAAGUAACAUCACCGACAUAUUCCUAGACUGGAGCCUCAGCUUCCAACUCAAUGGAGAUUUAAAAGAAUUUGUUUUUAGGACAGAGCCUUUAUAGCGGAUUUGAUAGCAGUGUCUAUCUACAAAGAAACAUGGACAAUAGGUGUCAACCUUAUAUACAGUAUGUGUACAAGUGAACAGCAGAUCCACAGAUAUGAAUCCCUCAGUGAAGUACUUGCCAUGGACUUUCUCUGCAGCUUUAUUCUUUGAGGUGACAUGUACUACGGAUGUGGGAACAGUGAGCAGUCCAAUAAUUAAAUUCAAAUCAGCAACAGGAGUUGCUCCUUCACAGCCAUUUCCGAGUGCAAAGAAUGGAACGGAGGCAAGAGGGAAAACCUUCUACACAGAACUGUGGUUUAUCAUUCUCAUGGCCCUUUUGGUGUUGUUACUGUUGGCCAUCUUCCUGUCAUUGGUUCUUCGAAAAAAGAUAAACAAACAGCCUUAUCCUCGAGAACGACCGCCUUUGGUCCCAGUUCAGCCUAGGAUGUCUCCAUCAAGUGCUUACACACAACAUGAGACUUAUGCGUGUGAUCUUGUGGCUGAUUUAUCCGGCUCAACAAACUGCAUCACAUUAAAAAGUUACACAGCACACUCAGAGGGUUUUGUUGAACUGAAGGUAUCGGAACUGGAGACUAAUACCACCCCCAAUACGCCAGUGUUGGUUAGAAAACCAAGUCAGAUCAGCCACAGCUUUUCUCAGAAUUCACUGUACCGCGGUGCCAGCCAGUUUAUAUCUUCCCAUGAUGAAAAGUCUUUGGCAGAUGGCUCAUUAUGGGACAAUGCACUGCAAGGCCAUGACAGUGGGAUGUAUGUCGAGGAUGAAGAUCUGAUCAGCACUAUUAAAAGCUUCAGCACAGUGACAAAGCAAAACACAGCCUUCACCGACACUCCGUUAUAAGAGGAGAGAACUUCUGUGAAGAGACACAAGUGUUUGAUUUUAUUCAACAUGGCAAGAAAUGAACUGGACUGCACCUAGGGCAGCAUCAUACUAUGACUGGGUUUGAGACCAAAUAUAAUAAAUCUA
This is a messenger RNA of Xenopus laevis (African clawed frog), 1071 nucleotides long. RefSeq names its product usherin-like (gene ush2a.S). Lineage: Eukaryota; Metazoa; Chordata; Amphibia; Anura; Pipidae. The record is from RefSeq and is a predicted model, not a curated record. The coding region runs from base 202 to 945 and encodes 247 amino acids. The transcript is spliced from 6 exons.